Microstroma glucosiphilum is the source of this 2131-nucleotide messenger RNA. RefSeq names its product glycoside hydrolase. Gene Ontology annotation, biological process: carbohydrate metabolic process. The record is from RefSeq and is a predicted model, not a curated record. Gene Ontology annotation, molecular function: hydrolase activity, hydrolyzing O-glycosyl compounds. The coding region runs from base 38 to 1993 and encodes 651 amino acids. NCBI's taxonomy places the organism in Eukaryota, Fungi, Basidiomycota, Exobasidiomycetes, Microstromatales, Microstromataceae. The transcript is spliced from 4 exons.
CCAACACCGUCCUCGUCUCACCCCGCCAUCCUCCAGCAUGUCAUGGACGGAAAAUCUCGAUCAUUUCAGGCCAGACUUCUUCAGAAAAGGCUUGCCUCUAAACGAUGACUUCACCGUGCUAUGGGCCCCGCUGGACAAAGGCUGGCGUAUACGCUACGAUGGCGAGAACAAAGGCGUGCAAGAGCGUUGGUACAAAAGUGAACAGCACUUUGCUGGAGGUAGAGGGAAGGACAUCAUCAUACCCAAUGCGCCACAGACGCAAGCUUCUGGGCUGACGCCUCAAGAGCGAGCCAGUGUUCCCAAUGUUGUCUGGUACGCAGGACACUUCGCGUAUCCGCCAGACGCUUUCACCCUCGGAUGUGCCUUCAUCAAGUUUGGUGCCGUGGACUACGAAGCCACAGUCUGGCUGGACGGACAGCAGGUCGGCCAUCAUAGAGGAGGCCAUACGCCAUUCGAGGUGGACGCUACCUCUUUUGUGAAGAAGAACCACAAGGUCUUUAUUGCAGUGCAGGUCAAGGACAAGGUCACUGACCUCACGCAGCCAAGGGGAAAGCAGUACUGGAAGCCACAAUCCGAAUCCAUCUUCUACACUCCGACGACAGGUCUAUGGCAACCAGUCUGGUUCGAAUGGCUUCCUACCAAAAGCAGGAUAAUCAAUGCUGUGCUCACUCCUGACAUCGAUCGAGGAACGCUCACCGUAGAUGCUGAAUUCGCAGACCUCGAGCAGCUACAAUCGCCCGCUCUGCAAGUCAGUUGUCGGCUAGGAUCUUUUCCAAUUGGCAGAACGCAGCGACUUAUACCUUCGAGCUCCGACAGGUCAACGAUCACCCUGUCACUGGCUUUACCUGGGUCAUCGCCCCCAGACGAGCUAAUCGAGAGCCUGAACAAGCCAGGCUCGACAAUUCUACCCACACAGAUCACAGGCGACGCGUGGAACGAUGGCGUCGCACUCUGGUCGCCCGAGCAUCCCUUUCUUUAUGACGUCCAGCUUGAGCUGCUGGACCUUGGCGAAAAUGCCAGACACGCGCAGCUUGACUCUAUCAUGACCUACACUGGAAUGCGCAAGAUCUCAUUCGAGGACGGCCAAUUCAAACUGAACAAUCGCCCCUAUUUUCAGCGCCUCGUCCUAGAUCAAGGCUACUGGCCUCAAUCCGGGAUGACGCCUCCCGACGACAAGGCAUUCAUCAGGGACAUAACCAAGAUGAAAGAACUCGGAUUCAAUGGCUGUAGGAAGCAUCAGAAGGUGGAAGAUCCACGCUUCCUCUUCUGCGCCGAUCACCUAGGCUUCCUGGUCUGGGGGGAGAUGGCAAAUGCAUACGAGUUCUCGACGAGCUAUAUGGAGCGCUUCACACAAGAAUGGACAGAGGUGAUCAAGAGAGAUAUCAACCAUCCUUGCAUUGUAGCCUGGGUCCCCGUGAACGAGUCGUGGGCUUAUACUGCGCUGCCAACAAGUGCAAGGCAAAGAGACUUCCUCAGAGCUAUCUACUAUCUCACGAAGAGCCUUGACCCUACCAGACCUUGUGUGGACAACGAUGGCUGGGAGCACGUCAUCUCAGAUCUCCUUACAAUCCACGACUACGCUCCAGGGGAGGAGCUGCGAAUCACUGCUGCCUCGAAGGAGAAGCUACUGGAUCGCAAGGCGGGCAAGGAGGUCCUUCUCGAAGGCAGUGGCAAGGAGUACACGGCUGGGCAGCCAAUUAUCCUCUCCGAAUUUGGCGGAGUGGCCAUCGACCUCGGACGUACCCAUGGCGCAGCAGGCGGGACCGAGUCUUGGGGAUACCACACUGCGAGAUCCGAUAUCGAGUUUCUGAGCCGCCUCAAGAGCCUAGUAGACGCCGUUAUCGAUGGAGGCAUCGUGCAGGGGUUCUGCUACACCCAGCUAGCAGACGUCGAGCAAGAGGCAAACGGACUUCUGACGGCGGAUCGUCAGUUCAAGAUUGAUCCAGUCAAGAUCAAGGAGAUAAUUGGAAGGAGAUCGAGGUUUGAUCCCUGAGAGGGCAGUGUCACAGCGGCUCUCAUGGUGUAUAUCCAAAGUUGUACAUUGUGAACUCCAUCAUCGCCACCAACUAUUGACACUGACGCUAGUCUCUAAGCUCUUGAUGCAAUGGAACCAGCCUUGAGGUAUAUAGAG